GCCCGGGUGCGCGUGGGGCAGGUGAAAGCGGGGAGCCGGGCCUGCCUCGCUCCCGGAGCCGGGCCUGGCUUUGGUUGGCGCCCCAGGAGACGAGGUGGCGGCGGCGGCGGUGCUGCCCCCGGUUCAAUGGAAGUAUGCUAUCAACUGCCGGUGCUGCCUCUGGACAGGCCGGUCCCGCAGCACGUCCUCAGCCGCAGGGGGGCCAUCAGCUUCAGCUCCAGUUCUGCGCUCUUCGGCUGCCCCAACCCCAGGCAGCUUUCUCAGAGACGUGGAGCAAUUUCCUAUGACAGUUCUGAUCAAACUGCAUUGUACAUUCGCAUGCUAGGAGAUGUACGAGUAAGAAGUCGGGCAGGAUUUGAAAGAGAGAGAAGAGGUUCUCAUCCAUACAUUGAUUUCCGUAUUUUUCACUCAAAUUCUGAAUUUGAAGUUUCUGUGUCUGCAAGAAAUAUACGAAGGUUACUGAGUUUCCAGCGGUACUUGAGAUCUUCCCGUUUCUUCCGUGGUAUUACUCUUCCAAAUUCUUCAAACAUUUUAGAUGAUGAUUACAAUGGACAAGCUAAGUGUAUGCUAGAAAAAGUUGGGAACUGGAAUUUUGAUAUCUUCCUUUUUGACAGGCUAACAAACGGAAACAGUUUGGUCACAUUAACUUUUCACCUGUUCAAUCUUCAUGGACUUAUAGAAUACUUCCAACUAGAUACAAUGAAGCUACGCAGAUUUUUAGUAAUGGUUCAAGAAGAUUAUCACAGCCACAACCCGUACCACAAUGCAGUUCAUGCUGCUGAUGUGACUCAGGCCAUGCACUGUUACUUAAAAGAACCCAAGCUUUUCCAAUCUCUAACUCCAUGGGAUAUUCUGCUCAGUUUAAUUGCAGCUGCCACUCAUGAUUUGGAUCAUCCAGGUGUUAAUCAGCCUUUUCUUAUUAAAACAAACCAUUAUUUAGCAACUUUAUACAAAAAUACCUCAGUAUUAGAAAAUCACCACUGGCGAUCAGCAGUGGGGCUAUUGAGAGAAUCUGGAUUAUUUGCACAUAUGUCAAUAGAAAGCAGGCAGCUGAUGGAAAGCCAAAUAGGGGCAUUGAUUCUCGCCACUGAUAUUAGCCGGCAAAAUGAAUAUUUAUCCUUGUUUCGCACCCAUUUGGACAAAGAAGACUUGUGCUUAUUAGAGGAAGAUCAUCGUCAUCUUGUCCUUCAGAUGGCUUUGAAGUGUGCUGAUAUUUGUAAUCCCUGUCGGACCUGGGAGCUAAGCAAACAGUGGAGUGAAAAAGUAACAGAAGAAUUUUUUAAUCAAGGAGACGUUGAGAAAAAAUACUGCUUAGGUGUGAGUCCACUGUGUGAUCGACAGACAGAAACUAUUGCCAACAUCCAGAUUGGGUUUAUGACCUAUUUGGUGGAACCAUUAUUUGCGGAAUGGGCUCGUUUUUCAAACACCAAGCUGUCUCAAACCAUGCUUGGUCACCUGGGACUGAAUAAAGCUAGUUGGAAAGGUAUGCAGAGAGGACAGUCUAGCAGCGGUGAUGAUACUGAUCCUGCAUUUGAGGAGACAGACUCUGAUGUGGUGCCUCAGGAACAGCGAUUAUCCUGACCCCAGGACCUGCUUAACAAACUGCCUCUUGCUUGGUAUCUACAGACCAGCGUUUGAGGACAAAUUCUGCCUGACUGCCAAGGUUUCAGUGUAGACAAUGCCAGCAUUAUUUAUUUCCAAUUGUUUCCUUUGAGGAAUCAGUUGAAACCGGUUUUCAGUUACAAGACCUGAACACAGAGCAAUAUGCAUAUGCCUCGGUUGGCUUCUGCGUGGAACCUUGAAUAUGCAACCCCGAGAAGUAUAUGAGUCUUGACUGGGAAAGUUCAAGAUUUGUUGUUAUGUGCCACAUUGUUUUUUUUUUUUU
Molecule: messenger RNA, 1885 nt
Organism: Python bivittatus (Burmese python)
Lineage: Eukaryota; Metazoa; Chordata; Lepidosauria; Squamata; Pythonidae
Gene: PDE7A
Product: phosphodiesterase 7A
Biological process (GO): signal transduction
Molecular function (GO): 3',5'-cyclic-nucleotide phosphodiesterase activity
Source: RefSeq, a predicted model, not a curated record